This is a messenger RNA of Corticium candelabrum, 2134 nucleotides long. Its product is annotated as ninein-like. Gene Ontology annotation, biological process: smoothened signaling pathway. Lineage: Eukaryota; Metazoa; Porifera; Homoscleromorpha; Homosclerophorida; Plakinidae. The transcript is spliced from 21 exons. Gene Ontology annotation, cellular component: ciliary membrane; plasma membrane protein complex. The coding region runs from base 35 to 2023 and encodes 662 amino acids. The record is from RefSeq and is a predicted model, not a curated record.
GUAUUAUUAAUAGCUUCAACAAAAUACUAAGGAUAUGUCAGCGAUAGAGGAUGGUUUGGAGAAAGCUCAUUUGGCUCACCUCAAUAGAAUGAUACAAACUCACGAGGAUGAAUUGCAGAAACAUGUAUUCGCUGUUCUUGCAGAAGUGCUGUCUGCUGAUGAACUAGAGGAAACCGUCUGCAUUUUGACUUGUCUUAUGACUGAGGCAGAAGUGCAGUGGAGCUUUAUUCUCAGUGUCCAGCUUGAAGCUUUAUACUGGUGGUUGGAAAGUCGUCAAACAAGUGCAGAAAGUUUUACAGCAUUUGAAGAGAUGAAAAAUGAAGAUGUACAAAAGCGCCUUCAACAGUUUAGCAAAGACGUAAACGUCCUAAUUGGAGACAAGCAACUUGAAGAAAAGGACAAGUCAAGUUUGCAGCUUAUGCACGAAGAAGCUGUUCUGAAAGUUGUGACAGAUUACAAACAGAAACUCGACAAAGAAGUCAUAGUCAUCCAUGAAAAUAUGAAGAAAAUCAGAGAAUCGAAUAUAAAGAAACUGGAAGCAGAACAACAAGAGAAGAUGGAAGAGAAAGUUGACACGUGGUGUCAACAGGUGGGCGAUGGAUUGUUGACGUUAGAGUAUUUUAUUGAGAUGUAUAGAACGGAGGUGGGAGAGCAGUGCAGCGAGUGGUUACAACUGCACAAGCAAGCAGACAAUGAAGAAAGCCAGGAGCUCGAGAAACUGAAGAAGAGCAAGUUUGAUGAGUAUCUUGAGACCGUCAAUAAAGAAGAAGUUCAAAUUUAUAACAAACUGGCACAGAAAGCGCAACUUUCAAAGUCUGAAACAUAUCAGAUGUUGGAGCAAAAGAAAGGAAACACUCAGUUCAUUAUCGCUGCAUCGAGAAAGAAAUUUGAAGCAAAAGAAGCAGAAUUGAAAGGAAGGAAGACUGACAAACUUUGGAAAUGUGAGAAAUUGAAUUUGGAGGGUGAACGUGAUCAGUUUGUUAAAUUUGAAUUGGAAGCUGUUACACGAAUGCUAGAGAAACAAAUUGGAUUGAGUCAACGCAUGCACAAACGGGUGACAGCGGAGCACAAACGUUUAGCAAUUUGUUUAGCAAAUCAACUUCUUCUUAGCAAAGUUCGACAGCAAAAGAGACUUGAGCAUCGAUUGGCUCAACAAAAUGUUCGUCUGGUCCUCUUGCAACAGAAACAUGAUGAAGAAAAGAGGCAAACUAAACAACAAUCUCCUGAGCUAAUUGAGAUGAUCCUCCAACGACAGAAAGAAGAGUAUAUUGAUGCAAAGAAGGAGCUGGACAGGCUGGCCUUUGCAGCUAGAAAUGAACUGACAAGUCGAUUAGCUCAACAGACUGAAGAAGCUGCAAAUUUUCAGGAUAUGAAGCUCGGUAUAUUGAUGGGAAAAGUUCAAGCUGAAAGACUAAGGAAACAAGAAGUAGAAGCUCAUCAGGAAGUGACAGUACAAAACCUAAAGAAAAGAUUACUCUCGAGUGUAACACUGCCUCAGGAGGAAACACAUGUUAUUAUGGAACAGCAUCAGCGUGACAUGGAUAAACUACAUCGUUCUCGUAAAAUAUCAAGAAGCCAUCAGAUUAUGGCAAUGACUGAAAAGCUCAAUGCAAAAAAGCUAAAGAAGGAAAGAGAACUGGAAAGCUCAAUGUCUACUGCUAGUGAUGAAUCAAAAACUGGACAGCUUAAGAAAACCAAAUCUGCAACUGUUAUGUUGGCUCAUGUUAUAAAAAAUCAGCAAAGAAAAGUUGCACUUGAAACAAUGACCGAAGACUUUGAACUAGAGCAGGCAAGAAUUACUAAGGAACUAAAUGAUGAGUCGGAACAGCAACUAAAACAUGAUCUUCAGGAGGCAGAGAAGAAUCUAAUUGGGCAAUUGGCUGUCAAAAGCAAGCUAUCAGAAAAAGAGCUUGAGGACUUGGUCAGACAGUCAGCUCCAGGCACCACUACAACAAUUGUAUACACUAGUGGCUUGUCAAGUGACAUCAAAAAGAUAUCAAAACGAUUGUCCAUUUCAUCGUGAAGAGAGUUCUCUUGUACAAGAAACUCUGACAAUCUAAAUGAAAAUUCUUGCUGAACAAUAUUAUUAAUGCACUCAAUGAUGUCUGAAUAAUGUGUCUGAAAAAACAAUAAA